Molecule: messenger RNA, 391 nt
Organism: Colletotrichum acutatum
Lineage: Eukaryota; Fungi; Ascomycota; Sordariomycetes; Glomerellales; Glomerellaceae
Exons: 1
Coding region: 8-241 (77 amino acids)
Source: RefSeq, a predicted model, not a curated record
GUGGCGAAUGCGACCGUUAAGAGUGGUGCUUUUUAGUCUUCCGAUACCGUUUGAGAUGGUCACGCUCGAUCCUGGAGCCUGGGCAGCAUCUCUCCCUCAUAUUAACCACCCCUUUUGUAUCACCCGUUCGGUACCGUUCGGUACCGUUCGGUACCUAUUCGGUGGCCAAACUUGUUGUCAGAGUUGGCCCUGCAUAGAGCAAACAGGCGCGCUCUCAUCGGGAAAGACAGGGGGAAUCUGAGGUCACUGGGCAGAAACUUCCAUCGGCGGUUCGAAUGAUCAAGCAGCCUUCGGAGAUGCGAGAUGCUCGGAGUUCUGCUAUUUUCAUCAAGCGUGAUGGUGUCCGCGCUUAUUUCCCAUGGAUGCCGCGGAAGAUCAACUGAACUUGAAG